AUGUGGCUUGACCGGCUCGCUGGCCAGGCCAGCGGCUCCGGCUCAUCCACGCCCCAAUCCGUCUCUCGAUCCUACUCGCCGCUGCCACGACGAACUUCAAGCAAUCUCAGUCCAUAUGUUACGUCACAGCGCCAGGGCCAAUCGCCUAGGGGCUCCUCACUGUCGCUCAUCUCUUCCGAGUCCUCCGCCUCAUUACUGACAUCCUCGCGUCGACCGAAUGGAUCAAGCUUGAAGCAAUCCUCAGCGCCCGUUGCGCAUCCCACAAAUUCGAUUGAAACAUUGGAGAAGCUCCUUGGAAAAGCACCGAGCUCAACGACGGCUGGUGAUACUGAAAUUCUCGACCCUGACUUCGAUCUGGACUUCGACUUCGGUGGCUUGUCUUUAAAAGAGCUCGCGGCGUCGCAAAUGGACGUAGAUGCGCCCCCUCCGAAUCGAAAAUCCCAGAAACCUUGUGAUUAUGAAAGUGACCAGGCCAAGUUCGAGGACUUACACCGUUCAAUCACUGCCUGUGACGAUAUACUCAACUCUGUCGAGACGAACCUUACGAGCUUCCGUAACGACUUGGCAUCCGUGGCUGCAGACAUCGAAUCAUUGCAAGACCGCUCAACUGCCCUGAACAAGAGACUUGAUAAUAGGAAAGAGGUUGAAAAAGCUCUCAACCCCCUCGUCGAAGAGCUCAGUGUAUCCCCCGAAGUGAUUACAAAGAUUACUACCGGAAUUAUUGACGAAACAUGGCCCAAGAUGCUCACAGAGCUUGACCGACGAGCUACAGCGCAUAAGAAGAAAUUCAAGGAAACCCAGCAAAGCAAGGCGACUUCUGACCUCGGCCCGCUGCUGGAGAAGCUGGUUCAAAAGGCUGUUGAACGUAUCCGAGACGUUAUUGUUGCCCAGAUCAAGGCCUUGCGCUCACCCAACAUCAAUGCCCAAAUUAUCCAACAACAAAAUUUCCUCAAAUUCAAGGAACUCUACACGUUUCUCUACAAGCACCACUCCAAACUUGCCGAAGAAAUCGCCCUAGCGUAUAUGAAUACCAUGCGUUGGUACUAUCAUACUCAGUUUACGCGAUAUGAAAAGGCUUUGGGGAAAAUCAAGCUCCAUAUUCUCGACAAAAACGACACUUUGAACCCUGAAGAAACGACUCGGAUGGCUAGCGUAUUGUCAGCUGGGCGGAUUACUGGACCACCGCACGAUGCCUUUAAUAUUGGACGUCGUGUCGAUAUCAUCAAAGCAGGCGAUCAACCCGCGCUCUCGUCAUUCUUGGCAGAGGAAGACAAAGCCACACACUACCUAGAAGUGCCAUUCCGCAGCUUCAAUCUCGCUCUAAUAGACAAUGCAGCAGUGGAGUACACGUUUCUCGCCACGUACUUUUCACCGUCGUUAUCGUUUUCUCAUAUUUCAAAGAAUUUCAACUAUAUUUUCGAGCCUACCUUUGAGCUUGGAAAAACGCUAUCCAAGACACUCAUUGGGGACACAUAUGACGCACUGGGCGUUCUUCUCUGCAUCCGAUUGAAUCAGCAUUUCGCUUUUGAGCUACAGCGUCGGCGCGUGCCAGCUGUGGACAGCUACAUCAACGCCACCAACAUGCUAUUGUGGCCGCGGCUGCAGGUCAUCAUAGAUCGGCACUGCGAAUGUGUCCGGCAACUGACUAACUCAACGCCGGCAAAAGCGAGCAAGUCGACGGCAGAGCAGGCAAAAAUCUCUGCGGCACCACACCAAGUAACACAGCGGUUUGGGCAGCUGCUGCACGGUUUCCUGUCUCUCAGUGUCGAGGCAGGGGACGACGAGCCCGUGGCGGCCAGCUUGCAGCGCCUCCGCACCGACGUCGAGGCGUUCUUGACGCGCUUCGGCAACUCCUUUGGAGCCGAUAAGCGCAAGACGGCGCGCUUCAUGUACAAUAAUUACUCCCUAAUUCUGACCAUCAUCAGUGAUACGACAGGGAAGCUCGCGGACGAGCACCAACGGCACUUUGAGGAACUUAAGACGGCAUACCAAGACGGUGAUUAA
This is a messenger RNA of Cordyceps fumosorosea ARSEF 2679, 2004 nucleotides long. Its product is annotated as Vps52 / Sac2 family protein. The transcript is spliced from 3 exons. The record is from RefSeq and is a predicted model, not a curated record. Lineage: Eukaryota; Fungi; Ascomycota; Sordariomycetes; Hypocreales; Cordycipitaceae. Gene Ontology annotation, biological process: endocytic recycling; retrograde transport, endosome to Golgi; Golgi to vacuole transport. The coding region runs from base 1 to 2004 and encodes 667 amino acids. Gene Ontology annotation, molecular function: syntaxin binding. Gene Ontology annotation, cellular component: GARP complex.